AUGGCCUCUCGUGGAUACCCUCUUACUAUUGAAAAAGUCCGCUAUCUCGCAGAGAUACUCCUUGCCGCGAAAUUGAAGCCUUCCGCUCCGAAUAACGCCUUUAUAAGAUAUCGCUGGGUCAACCGAUUCAUCAACCGCCACGAAGCUGAAUUGCAGUCAAAAUACACGAGGCGAUACGAUUACCAACGAGCGAAAUGCGAGGACCCCAAGAUUAUAAAACGCUGGUUCGAAUCGGUGCAGAAUACCAUACAAAAAUAUGGGAUUCUUGAACAGGAUAAUUAUAAUAUGGAUAAGACUGGUUUCCAAAUGGGGGUUGCCUCUACUGCAAAGGCUGUCACGGCGAUCAUCACGAUCAGCGCCGCAGGCGUUGUUUUACCUCCACAAAUCAUCUUUGCAGGUAAAAUGCAGCAACAGAAGUGGUAUGAAGAUAUUCCUGAUGACUAUCGGAUCAGCGUGAGCGAGAAUGGAUAG
Aspergillus affinis is the source of this 471-nucleotide messenger RNA. RefSeq lists its product as uncharacterized. The record is from RefSeq and is a predicted model, not a curated record. The transcript is spliced from 2 exons. The coding region runs from base 1 to 471 and encodes 156 amino acids. Lineage: Eukaryota; Fungi; Ascomycota; Eurotiomycetes; Eurotiales; Aspergillaceae.